AUGUGCUUGGUCUGCCAGCAGGCUCUGGCUGGAGAGAGGAUGCUCAGGGUGCCCAACUCCCUGCUGAAGCUGCCCAGGGUGCUGCUGAAGCUGCCCAGGGUGCUGCUGAGCCACAAGCACAGAGCUCUGUCCAUCCUCAUCUUCGUGCUGGUGUCCCUUGCUUACCUCACGCUGCACUGGAGAAUUGCAGAGGACUCCUGCAGCAGUGGCCUCCACGACCCGCCUGGGCCAUUCAGCUGCGCUCACUCGGUGCCUUUUCCCCUUCCCCACGCCGGGGAGCCCCCUCCUGCCGGAGGGAAUGUGUUUUUCGUGGAGACCUCGGAGCGGGCUGCCCCGGGUUACCUGUUCUCGUGCUCCGUGGAGUCCGCGGCCAGGACGCACCCCGGGACACGUGUCGUGGUGCUCCUGAGGGGCUUGGCCAAAGGAAACGCCUCCUUGCCCAAACACUGGGCUUUCUCCUUGCUGAGCUGCUUCCCCAACGUGGAAAUCCGGCCCCUGGACUUGCCGGAGCUCUUCUCUGGGACGCCUCUGAAGAAGUGGUACCUGUGGCCUCUGCGGCGCUGGGAGCCUUAUUUCCUACCCGUGCUGUCUGACGCCUGCAGAAUCGUCCUCAUGUGGAAAUUUGGUGGCAUCUACCUCGACACAGACUUCAUUGUGCUCAGGAACUUGCAGAACCUCACCAAUUCCCUGGGGAUCCAGAGUGAGGAUGAACUGAACGGGGCCUUUCUGUCCUUUAAGCCCAAGCACAAGUUCAUGGAGCUUUGCAUGAAGGACUUUGUGAAGAACUACAACGGCUGGAUCUGGGGACACCAGGGCCCAGAUCUCCUGACACGUGUCUUCAAGAAGUGGUGCCCCAUCAGGACUAUCCGGAGCAUGAGCUGCAGAGGGGUGAGGGCUCUUGCCCCAGAAGCUGUUUAUCCUAUUCCCUGGCAGGACUGGAAGAAGUUAUUUAAGGCAACCAGUGCCUCAGAGCUUCACAAACUCCUUAAGAACACCUAUGCAGUGCACAUAUGGAAUCAAAUGAGCCACAGGACCAGGCUAGAGAUCCCUUCCCAGGCUCUGCUGGCUCAGCUCUAUUCUCAGUUCUGCCCUGCCACCUAUGCAAAGAUGAAACAGGACUCUCAAGAGCGGUCAAGGCUUGCAAAGUGA
Messenger RNA from Myiozetetes cayanensis, 1149 nucleotides. RefSeq names its product alpha 1,4-galactosyltransferase (P blood group) (gene A4GALT). The record is from RefSeq and is a predicted model, not a curated record. Gene Ontology annotation, biological process: protein O-linked glycosylation. Bases 1 to 1149 code for a protein of 382 amino acids. Gene Ontology annotation, molecular function: acetylglucosaminyltransferase activity. Lineage: Eukaryota; Metazoa; Chordata; Aves; Passeriformes; Tyrannidae. The transcript has 2 exons.